Molecule: messenger RNA, 2628 nt
Organism: Trichogramma pretiosum
Lineage: Eukaryota; Metazoa; Arthropoda; Insecta; Hymenoptera; Trichogrammatidae
Exons: 5
Coding region: 811-1320 (169 amino acids)
Source: RefSeq, a predicted model, not a curated record
UUAUGCUUGAAAGAUUGUAAGACUGCUACAAAAUUGUUUUCGAGACAAAAAAUAUUUCACUCGAAUAAGUAUCUGCUAAAAUUGUUCUCUUGUUUUUGUUCGACGAAAUUUCUAACAAAACAUUAUUUACGCGCAAGUGUGUUGUAUUAUUUACUUUUGAAAUUCUCGAGUAAACGUACAUCUUGUCGUCUUGAUAGCUGCACGAGUGUAUAUGAUAUUAAUAAGGUGUGUACAUACUUACAAAAUGUGAAAAUCGAGAUAGCAGUCGUUUGAUCGCUGCGUCUCUCUCACUGACAUUUUGAUAUGGUAUACUGUCUGAUAACACGAACCGAUAACUAGAGUCGCACACAUUUUAUCAUUUAUAUUUUUGCACCGAUUAACGUAUAGUUUUCCGGACUACGUGAUUUUAUUUUGGACCAAAGUUGAGGAGCACAGUAAAAUCAUGUAAAAUUCGAUCAUUACGAGUUCCACGUUUAUCUAGAGUUUUUGGAGGUCUUCGACAGGCUUUUGUUAAGAAUUCAUUUUUACUAUCCGUUUCGUGAUUCGUGUUAUAUCGUAUCAAUACAAAAUUUGAAAUAACGAUCUAUCAACGGAAUAAUGCGAUUUUUAACAACGCAUAGUUCUCUUGAAUCAGAUUUUUCAAUUAUAAAAAUUGGAUACUUGCACAUCCCUAACCAUAAUAUACCAAGAAGAAGACAACUGUAAUAAGUAUAAUAACCAUUUAGUCUAUAACUGUCUUCUUUCUUCUACUAAAAAUUCUCGAAAAAUAUCUCAACCUAUCCACUUGUACUUGCUCACACAUAAAAAGCAAUGACGAUUGAAGAAUCAAGGAGAUCACAGCGACCUUACCGAUAUGGUAUGGUAUUACUUUGCGUUGGUGCUUUGAUCAAUUGGCUUGGCUUGGCUGAACAUUACGUCGAACCAGUAAGAUACGUUGGAGUAGCUUGCAUCGUUGCAGGUGCGCUUUUGAUAUGUGCUGCUAUGUGCUGUUGGCUGCAUGCACCUCCGACAAGAACUAGUACUCACACCCAUCGAACAACACAUGUUCCCACUGUUCCGGUUGACGACUCUAUACACGUAAUUUCGAUGGAGGAGCCUUCUUCGGGUGCCAGACAAAAACCUCCAGAUUAUGAAGCUGUUGCAGAUCCUCCACCUAGCUAUGAUGAUGCAAUAAAACUUAACCCUGCUCAGUUGGCUCAGCAGAAUCAUCGAAACAGUAUCGGUGCGAUCUCGGCCAUAUCAACUGAGCUUUCCAUACCUGGCACUGUUUUGCAAAUAGAUCCACCAACCCACACGCCACCCCCUCCUUAUGCCAGAUGAAAUGAUUCUGCAAAACAACGGUGGUCGACGCAAAUAAGAAAUUCCUAAAUAAAAAAAGAGAGCAAAAUCUAAUCUUUUAACGAAGACAAGUGAUCAAGUCUCAGUAGCGCUGAUGAAAGUGUAAAAAAAGACUUUAUGGCAAUGCGAUGUUGAAUCUUGCAAAUGCGCACAACUGUCAUACAAAAGCGAUAACAUGAGCAAAAGUUGAUCGGAAAAAAUCAUUUGUAGUAUAUGAUUAGCUUACGGUACAAAUGAAACAAAUAAACACCUUUUCGAUGGUCUUGCAAUUUUAUAGAUACAACAACAAAUCUAAACAGUAAUAGCAUUGACAAUUGAUAUUCGUUAAUCAAAUGUAUAUAAUAAAAGUGAAGUAAAAGUUUAUAUGUAAAGUAUAAACUCCUACUGUAAAGUUCUUACUUAGUUACUAGGAAAUGAGUCAAUGUAGGUGAAUGAUUGUGAAAUCGGAAAUUAUGUGAAGCUGACGUGUAUUAACUGAUGUAUAUAUACACACAUUUUUGAAUGUAUAUUAAUGCAGUAAAAUAUUUGAGAUAUAAUAUAAUUUAAAUGCAUGUAAGAACAAAGUAAGGAAACACCACGCUUUUCUUUAAUAUUUGAAUUGAAAAUGAAAAUCUUACGAAAACCACAGUCAUUUGUCAGUUUAUUGACUGCAUGGAAGAUUUUUUCCUUGUAAAUAUGUACUAUAUUAAAAAAAUGUGGUCUAUAGUACGAGUGAAUUAUUUAUUGAUUCUGGAGUUUCUAGUCAAAAAACAAUAGUCGUAGUUAUAAAUAUUCAUAAAUUUAUAAAUACUUACUGAGAUUUAUGUACGCAAUUGUUGCAAUCCAUUCAUAUAAUAUUCAAAAAGUGAAAGUUCAUUGGCAAAUGGAUAAAAUUUCGAUAAGAUAAAAAUGAAGGCCUUUACGGAUCCUAUCAUAAAAAGUAUAUUUAUGGUAUAUUUUUGGUUAGUUUUAAAUGUAAAAGAAAGUUGUCAAAUUACUGUUUAUAUUAUAAAAACUAAUAGAACCAGGUAUUGAUAUAACUCGAGGGUGCGACGUUGUAAGUUCGAUCAAGGCUGAUAAUAAAAUAAUUUACUUACAAUUUUCUUAAUGAUAAAUAGUGAAAAAAUUUAUAAAAUGGGCAACAAAUACAGACGAGUGUCACUCAUGCAAUGACCAAGACCAUAUAUGAUAUGAUUUAAAAUAGGUGAAUAAAUAUUGAUUAAAUAAACUAUGUCUACAUUGAGAGAUUAAUUGUUGUAUAGAGUCAUUGCACAACAUUUUACCGUAUUCUACUGAAAAUAUACUAUGCCG